GGGCAGCUUGGUGCAGUGUGCCCCUGCAGUCUUGCAAUGCAGGAUGUCAGCUGUAUAGUACUGCAGUAGGAAGCUGUGGGACAUGGAGCUGCCUGCUCCCUGUCUCUCCCCCCCUCCAUCCCUGAACAGGAUCUGCAAAAGAGGAGGAGGGGGUGUCUUGGUAUUUUGGUGCAGUUAUCGCUGUGCUUGAUGCUGGGACCAACUGAAAUAUACCUGGGACAGUCCUUGUGUUCAUUACAUUAUAAAGAUGUGUGGUGGAUGCCUCUCACACUCAUCAAUGCUCUGUGUUCUUUCUAUGGUUAUGCUGCUACAUUCAGUGCUUUGUGCUGACAGUGACAGAGGUCAAAGAAAAAUUGUUCAUGUUACUGAGGAUGAAACUGGUGAAGUCAUUGUGCAAACAGCACCAGGUAUGGUGACCACACAUCGUGGUGGCACCAUAAUUCUCCCUUGUCGUUAUCAUUAUGAGCAUUCUGGAGAGGAGCCUGUAUCAAUACGCAUAAAAUGGUCCAAGAUUGAUGAGCCUACAUCCUUCACUGAUGUGUUUGUAGCUCUGGGAAAGGAAAUGAGGGACUUUGGCCCAUACAAGAACCGUGUUUCCCUUCAAGAACAUGAUCCAGGGGAUGCCUCACUGAUCAUCCGCAAUAUUACCUUGGCAGAUUAUGGGAGAUAUGAGUGUGAAGUAACCAAUGAGUUAGAAGAUGACACUGGUACAGUCAAACUUGACUUAGAAGGAGUGAUCUUCCCUUAUUAUCCACGCAUAGGACGAUAUCACAUGAACUUUCAUCAAGCUCAGCAGGCCUGCAAGCAGCAGGAUGGUAUCCUUGCUUCUUAUGACCAGCUUCAUGAAGCUUGGCUGAAUGGCCUUGACUGGUGCAAUGCUGGUUGGUUGCAAGAUGGAUCUGUGCAAUACCCAAUCUCCAAACCACGGGAAGAAUGUGGAAAAAAAGAGACCCCUACUGGAGUAAGGAACUAUGGAUACCGGCACAAGGAGGAUGAGCGUUAUGAUGCCUUCUGUUUUACAUCCAAUCUCAAUGGUAAAGUUUACUUUCUGAAGACAUAUCACAAGAUGAGCUUCCCUGAGGCCUCAAAGGCCUGUGAAAAAAAUGGUGACUCUGUAGCCAAAGUAGGCCAGCUGUAUGCUGCCUGGAAGCUGCAGCUUAUGGACAGGUGUGAAGCUGGGUGGCUUGGUGAUGGCAGUGUCCGCUACCCUAUCGUAAACCCACGGACAAGGUGUGGAGGUACAGAGCCUGGCGUGAGGAACCUGGGAUUUCCUAGUAAAAAGUACAAAUUAUUUGGGGUCUACUGUUUUAGAGGCAAAGGGGAAGAGGAACAGAGUACAGAUAAUAAAAAAAUUAAAGAGGGAAUCAGUAAAUGGAAGUCUAACUAUGUGUAGGCUGCAUGAUGAUUUGGCAUGGCAUAAAUGAAUAUACUGGAUGCAAAAUCCAUAUGUGCUUACUUUUAUCAACAUGUACAUUGGAAGAAAGCAUUUCCUCAAACAGAUUAUAAAUGAUCAUCAUAUUUGGCAAUGACUGUAGACAGUAAAAGAUUAAUGGGAAGCCGUACAAGAAAAAAAAACUGAAAGGAAAUGGAGGACCACAGAUAAACGAAAGCGAUCACAGGUAAUUAGGAAGAAAAGAACGAUCCCCGAGGAAGAGACGACACACAUGCUGUACACAAAGGGACAGAGGUCAGGCUGAUAUGCUGCUGUGAUGUGAGCUGUCCUUGGUGCUGACUCAGAAUCCUAUUACUGUCCUCUGCAUAAACGCAUUCAUUCCUUUAUGUAAAAUAAUAGAAAUAUCAGUAGGGUCAUUUAUCAAACAUUUCAGUGCAGCGCUAAAGUCAUUCAUUUGCUUUUAAAGGGAAUCAAUCCAAUUCCUUACAUUUAUUUUUUAAAUAGAUAUAUAAACAUUAUCAGUUUGAUAUGAAUAACAUUGUCAUUCUGGGUUCAUUUUUGACAUGUUUGACCUCUGUUUAUAUUGUAUUUAAUGUUUACCUUACCUGCACAUAAAGUGUAUUUGUAUUUACUUUAUAUCUAUUAUUCCUCUGAUCUCAGUGCUUUGUCUAUGGACAAUUCUACCCCCAGAGUUUGCGCUAGAAAUGAUGGAAAUGUCAAUGAACUUGUGCUAGAUAGGAUCACAAAGAAAUUGCUUGGAGGAAAAUGUGGCUUGUUCUGCUGUAUACUUACUGUUGUUCAUCAAGAGCACCAGCUGCAAUGCCCGUAUACAGAAAAAAAGGGGUGUAGCAUGCACAUCAGAGUGCUGAUCAAGACUUUAAUUCAGUCUAUUAAAAAAGGUGUGCUGUAACCAUGUUAAAUCUAAUUAAUAUAUAGUAUGUUAGUACAUCACAAACGAUAAUCCACUUGUAGAGUAUACAUAUACAUUUGUUGGAUUAUUGAGGGCUGUAAGUUAUUUUUAACAUGGAAUUUAUUUUGUGGUUUUAAAUGUGUGUUUAUGGGUCCAGAUAAAAAAAAAAUGUAUAUAUUAUUGUAAAUAUAUUUUGGUUACUGAUGUGUAACCAUAGAAGCGGAAUUUUGCCUUUGGAUCCUCUGACAUACAGCAAGGUGCAUUCCUCAAUGGUUGCAGACCUUUAUAUUAAAUAUUAUCAGGAAUAUAAUUGCAAAGAAGCACAAUAAAAAAUUUUUUUUAUUAUGUUGUAUUAAUUGAAUUCCAAAAAUAAAGGUGACCCCCCUUAAAAAAAAAAAAAAAAAACGUAAAACACAUUAUAAUGAAGUUAUAAUGAGAACAAAGCACAAACCAGGACGCAUGUAAUGCUGCACUGUACAUAAAGAAAUCAGACACCUACUAGAAGUACAUGAUUAUGCACACAAUUUUGUAUUGUUGAGAUGGGAUGUUAAUGCAUUUUAAGGCUUGGAGAAUGCUCAAAUGUUAGGGCAUUUUCAUUUUAGCAGGAUUCUGAUAAUGCUUUCAUAGCUACUAUGACAUAUUUUGGGAACUACUGUUACUUAUAACCAUUUCGCACAGUAUGAUUACCUUUUAUAUGCAGCUAUAAGCACAGUUAAACCGAUGUCACUGAAAACUAAAACAUGUAAAAUAAAGAUAUUUGAUUUGAACACAA
Rana temporaria (common frog) is the source of this 3075-nucleotide messenger RNA. It is a transcript of the gene HAPLN4, whose product is annotated as hyaluronan and proteoglycan link protein 4. Bases 248 to 1393 code for a protein of 381 amino acids. The record is from RefSeq and is a predicted model, not a curated record. Gene Ontology annotation, molecular function: hyaluronic acid binding. Lineage: Eukaryota; Metazoa; Chordata; Amphibia; Anura; Ranidae. The transcript is spliced from 5 exons. Gene Ontology annotation, biological process: cell adhesion.